Saxophila tyrrhenica is the source of this 3753-nucleotide messenger RNA. RefSeq names its product ATP-dependent rRNA helicase spb4 (gene SPB4). Lineage: Eukaryota; Fungi; Ascomycota; Dothideomycetes; Mycosphaerellales; Extremaceae. Bases 1 to 3753 code for a protein of 1250 amino acids. The transcript is spliced from 3 exons. Gene Ontology annotation, cellular component: mitochondrion. Gene Ontology annotation, biological process: mitochondrial seryl-tRNA aminoacylation. Gene Ontology annotation, molecular function: tRNA binding; ATP binding; serine-tRNA ligase activity. The record is from RefSeq and is a predicted model, not a curated record.
AUGGUGAGAAGACUUGCCCUCCGUAGACGACGGCGAGGCGGCCGCCAUGUCAGCAUUCUUGGAGGACAGGAUGAAGUUGGUGGUGCCAAGAGCGGCCGCUUCCAGCAGCCAAUCAACGGGCCGCAAAAUCUCAGGCAAAGCGACAAAUCUAUUCCACGACUUCAUCUUCAAAUCCUCGACAAUACAUGCAUCCUUCCAGCAUACGAACACGGCGGAAUUGCGAUCACGAUGGCGACAGACACAGAGUCAGUGAAGAAGCAACCCAAGUCAUUCGAGGCGCUUACGCCAGAGCUGUCAUCAUGGAUCCUAGACUUCACUCAAGGGAUGAACUUCUCACGGACAACGCCUGUACAAGGCAUGGCGAUACCCUUGUUGAUGGGCAAUAAGGAUCUGGUUGUUGAGGCUGUGACCGGCAGUGGCAAGACGCUCAGUUUCCUGAUACCGAUCGUCGAGCGGUUGCUGAAGGCCGAGGAUCCAAAUCGAAAAGGCCAUGUCCGCAGCAUUGUUGUCGCACCCACGAAGGAACUAGCUAGUCAGAUCUACGACGUCCUGAAAGGCCUCCUUCAGUAUCACACACCUUCGGCAGCGAAGCUAAAUCCACCUCCGGAGCCGGAUAGUGAUGAUGAGGACACACCCAUGUCAGAGAUGCCCCCUGGACCGUACAUUAUACCUCAGCUACUUAUCGGCGGCCGAACAAAGCUUCCCGAGGACAUUGCCACUUUCGCCGAACUGAAUCCCAAUGUCUUGAUUGGAACGCCGAAGCGGCUCUCGGAAGUUCUGCAGUCGUCAAAAGUCGUGUUGAAGAGGCAUUGGUUUGAUCUCUUGGUUCUAGACGAGGCAGACAGACUGCUUGAUCCCAACUUCCAGCCCGACCUUCAGAAGAUCCUCGAACUCGUGCCCAAGGACCGCCGAACUGGUUUGUUCAGCGCCAGCGUGUCACAGGCGGUCAACGAGCUGGUGAGAGUGGGCAUGCGGUAUCCAUUCAAGAUCAGCGCACGAGUACGGUCGCAGCAGACUGGAGCACUGGACAAGCGAACCCCGGAAAGUCUGAAGCUGUGCUAUAUCGUUCCAAAGCCGACUAAGAAGAUCCCAACGUUGAAGAGGGUGCUACAAGAACGAGCGGCAGAAAAGUCGAUAGUCUAUGUUUCGACACGAGCUGGAGUGGACUACUGGUCGCAUGUUCUGCCCUCGAUACUGGCAGUGUCUGUCUUUCCGCUACACGGCGACCACAAGGCAGAGAUUCGUGCGAAGAAUUUGAUACGAUUUCGCGAUUGUCAGACACCCGCCAUUCUGCUCACAACGGAUGUCCUUGCGCGAGGGAUCGACAUCCCCGACAUCGAUCUGGUCAUUCAGCUGGAUCCUCCAUCACAGCCCAAGGACUUCAUACAUCGCUGUGGUCGUUCUGGAAGAGCGGGAAAGCGCGGCAUGGCUAUCACCUUUCUGAGCGAGGGGACGGAAGAGGACUACAUUAAGUACCUGGAGAUUCAGGGCACGAAAGUCGAGCCACUUCCCAAUCCUCCUGAGGUAGCCGACGAGGAGGCGGACGACGUUGUGCGCCAGAUCCGGAGUGUCCUAACGCAGAAGCGAGAGCUUCACGACCGCUCACAAAAGGCAUUUGUCAGUUGGGUUCAGGCGUACAACAAGACAUUACCAGGCGACGUAUUCGAUAUCCGUCGACUUGCAUGGCGGGAAAUCGGGCGAGCUUGGGGCCUGCUUAGAUGGCCGAAGAUGCCAGAGUUGAGACGCUACCUUCCACAAGCCUUCGAAGAUCGGAAGUUUGGCCUGGAGGUACCCGACAACAUCAAGAUCGACGACCUUAAGUACGCAGAUAAGGUCAGAGAAGGCAGACGGCAAGAAAUGCUCGCAGCUCGAGCUCGCGGAGAGAAGCCUCAACUUCCUUCUCGGCUGGGUGGCGCCGCUGCUGACCAGAGACGCAAGAAAGAGAAUGCAUGGAGUGUGCAGAAGGACGCCAAGGCCUUGCGAGAGACGAGGAGAGAGCGGAAGGAGGUCCGACGGAAAGCUGAGAAGGUCAGCAAAAUGUCUGAAGCUGAGAUGAAGGAGGCGAUGCAAUUGGAGGAUCUGGUUGCGAAAGUGAGGGAGCAGCAUGCGAGGGAGGAGGAGUCGUUUGAGGGGUUUGCGCGCGUCGAACGUGUGGUGGCCUGUGCGCCCAAAUUUGUCCAUCUCGACCUUGAACAUCUGAAUCGACUACGACGUCAACAUCUUUCAAUGAAACCACCAUACAUUUGCCGCAGCUGCCUUUCAGCCUUCAAGCAGACCCGCAGUCACAAUGCCCCCAUCAACCGCCCCUACACCCGCCCCUCGUUCGCCUCAAAGCCAAUCCUAAACCUCAAGCACAUGCGCCAAAACCCGGGCCUCUACGAACAAAACUGCCUCGACCGCAACUAUCCCGCCGUCUCCCGCAACGCAUGGAAGAUCCUCGAUAUCCACAAUGCUCUCGUUGUAAAGCAGAAAGAAACUCUAGACUUGAGGAGAAAGAACAAUGAGCUCGGGAAGAGUAUACAGCGACAGGCGGGGAUGGGGGAUGAUGCGCAGGGAGGCGGGGCUGGCGGGACGAGCGCGCUGAUUGAGGAGGCGAAGAGGAUGAAGGAGGAUUUGAGGCAGUUUGAGGUGUGGGAGGGGGAGGCGGUGGAGGAGAUGCUGGCGCUGGGGCUGGAGGUGCCAAAUUUGAGUGAGGGGAGUACGCCCGUGGGGAAGGAUGCGGUGGUGCUGGCACAUAUUAAUGAGCCGCCCAACUCAGACGAACGAACUAUUGGGAGAAGCCAUGUGGAUAUCGGCAAGGAGCUGGGCAUCCUUGACUUCGAGUCCAGUGCGACGACGAGCGGUUGGGGGUGGUACUUUUUACAAAACGAAGGAGCGCUGUUGGAGCAGGCUUUGGUGCAGUAUGCGCUGGAGGUGGCUAUGAAGCGAGGAUGGAAGAUCAUGACGCCGCCGAGCUUGGUGUAUGAGCACAUAGCUUCUGCUUGUGGAUUCAUGCCUCGAGACCAGAACGGUGAGACCCAGCGAUAUGAGAUCGCCAGUGAUCAGACAGGACCUUCGUCGGACAAGCCGAGCCUGGUGCUUGCUGGAACGGCAGAAAUACCUUUCGCAGGCUCACAGGCUAACAAGACUAUGACGGCAAGUGAGCUGCCGCUCAAGGUCAUCGGCCCUUCGCGCUGCUAUCGUGCAGAGGCCGGUGCUCGAGGUGUAGACACGAAAGGUUUGUACAGGGUGCACGAGUUCACGAAAGUGGAAAUGUUCGCCUGGACUGCUCCUGCUACGCCUCAAGAAGGCCGGUUCGGCUCUGGUGACGAAGAGCCCAGCCAGUCCGAUAUAGUGUUCGAGGAGAUGCUCGCUAUUCAGCAGGAGAUCAUCAGUGGUUUGGGCCUGCAUGCACAGAUAGUGGAGAUGCCUUCUACAGAUCUUGGUGCAGCUGCGGCGAGGAAGGUGGACAUCGAGGCUUCCUUCCCCUCACGGAAGAGCAUUAAUGGUGGCUAUGGCGAGUUGACUUCAGCAAGCAUAUGCACUGAUUAUCAGACACGAAGACUUGGUACGAGAUUGAAGUUCCCAGCUGGAGGAGCGCUGGGCUUCCCGCACACGCUCAAUGGAACAGCUCUGGCGGUGCCACGAGUGAUUGCUUGUAUACUGGAGAAUGGCUGGAAUGAGAACGAUAGGACUGUGACGAUUCCUGAGUGCCUGCGGAAGUGGGUGCCAGGUCAAGCUGCGACGAUCAGUGGCAAAGGUCGCAAGGGCUGA